Messenger RNA from Ictalurus punctatus (channel catfish), 4444 nucleotides. RefSeq names its product RALBP1 associated Eps domain containing 1 (gene reps1). The record is from RefSeq and is a predicted model, not a curated record. Lineage: Eukaryota; Metazoa; Chordata; Actinopteri; Siluriformes; Ictaluridae. Gene Ontology annotation, biological process: endosomal transport; endocytosis. Bases 519 to 2957 code for a protein of 812 amino acids. Gene Ontology annotation, molecular function: calcium ion binding; protein binding. Gene Ontology annotation, cellular component: plasma membrane; cytoplasm. The transcript has 20 exons.
GACACGCGCUAGAGACUGGCCGAUGACGUCACGGGUGCAGGAAUGGCGGCGCUGUCUGUCUGUGUGAGGGAGGGAGCCUGAACAGCCUGAAAACUUUACUCCACAGCAGCACACACUCUGCGGGUUUAACACACCGCAUCGUUUCAGUCGCCGAGGACACGAGGGCAGAGUUAAAUGCACAGAGAGCUCUCCCGCGGCUUAGAGUGAAGGACGGUUACGGAUAUAACUCGCUGAGCUAGCUAACUUAUUCCUUGUAACUUUACCUGCGUUAGCAAGGAAGCUAACCUUAGAGCUUUGGUACUGAACGGUAGCAGCUGCACUAGUGAAACGUUUGACUUUGUUGUUAUUUUUGUCAUUCCAGACAACACACUGAGGGGAAGAAGGGGUAGCUAAGGGACGCACUUGAGCCUUGGCUAGCCGGUUUAUUUUCUCUGGUUGGCACUAGCAGUCUGGGGUAUAUUGCUGCCUAGCUUGCUAAGCGUUAGCAUUGUCGCUAAUAACUUAGCCUAUAUGCCACAAUGGAGAGUUUAACGCUGACCGACGUCGAGCAGAAAUACUACUCGGAUUUGUUUGUGUACUGCGACGUGGACAACACGAAGAAAGUGGCCUCCAACGGCAAGGUGCUGGAGCUCUUCCGGGCGGCCCAGCUCUCCAACGACGUGGUGCUGCAGAUCACUGAACUGUGUGGUGCGACUCGUCUUGGCCACUUCGGUAGGAGCCAGUUCUACAUCGCGUUGAAACUUAUCGCAAUAGCCCAGUCUGGAUUGCCACUUCGUGUCGAGAGCCUGAACAGCGUCAAAGACUUGCCACUCCCUCGCUUUGUGGUGGGUAAGAACGAACAGGAGGCCAGACAUGCAGCCAUGUACCCAGACACCGAGAACCAGGGGCCGUACUCCAGUGUGAUCCCCAGACCCCCGGGCCGAGUCCCGACCAAAAAAGUGUCCACGCACGAAGUGAUCCAGUCCUGUGCGCCCCCUGUCGAUCCCCAGCCAGACACCACGUCUCCCGUAGUGUCCCCUCACCAGUCUCCGCCCACCUCACCUCCCGCAUGGAGGAAGCACAAGCGACAAGCCAGCGGCGGCACCGUGGACCGUCAGGCUGCGGUGGCAGGAGCCGUGUGGCCACCAUUCAGAGAAGCACAAGCGGGUCCAGUAGCAGGUGAUGGGAUGUGGUCUGCUCACUCUCCUCCUCCUGUUCAGGAAAACUGGGUCAGUUUUACAGACACUCCUCCCUCCAGCACACUUCCAGCAAUGCAUCCCUCUUCUGCUCAGGAGAGCACAACAGUACGAACAGUGGCAUCUGCUGCUACUACAAACGAGAUCCAAAGACAGGCCAGUGGCUACGACGACCCCUGGAAAAUCACGGAUGAGCAAAGACAGUAUUACGUUAAUCAGUUCAAAACUAUCCAACCUGAUCUGACCGGUUUUAUCCCAGGCUCUGCUGCAAAGGAGUUUUUUACGAAGUCGAAGCUGCCUAUUUUAGAAUUGUCUCACAUUUGGGAGUUAUCAGAUUUUGAUAAAGACGGUGCACUGACCCUGGACGAGUUCUGUGCAGCGUUUCAUCUCGUGGUUGCCAGAAAGAACGGUUAUGACCUUCCAGAGAAGCUUCCAGAGAGCUUAAUGCCAAAGCUUAUUGACCUGGAUGACUCAGCAGGUAUGAAGAACAGAAGAGAAACCCAAGAAAUGUGUAAUUGGAGUGGAGUCCCAGAGCCUGCACCUGAAGUGAGUUUCUCUGGUUCCCCGGUGGAGGUGACGCCUAAUAAAUCUCCCUCCAUGCCUUCCUUAAACCAGACCUGGCCCGAGCUCAACCAGAGCAACGAGCAGUGGGAGACUUUUAGCGAACGCUCCUCAAGCUCACAAACUCUGACCCAAUUUGAUUCUAACAUUGCACCAGCUGACCCUGAUACGGCCAUCGUGCAUCCUGUGCCCAUCCGUAUGACGCCUAGCAAGAUACACAUGCAGGAGAUGGAGCUGAAGAGAACUGGAAGUGAUCACACACAUCCGACAAGUCCGUUAAUCACUAAACCUCCUGAACUGUCAGAGGAGAAAAAGCUAGCAGCUAUUAAAUUCCCUGGCAGCACUGUAGGUGACGGCUAUAGCAGCUCUGAUUCAUUUACAUCUGAUCAAGAACCCAUUUCAAGUGCUGCAACCAGACAGAGAUCUCACUCUGGGACAUCUCCCGAAGGUCUGAAAGCCGUGGCUCCGCCCCCUCCUCCUCCCCGCCCUCAUGCUUCACAUUCCCGCUCUUCCUCUCUAGACAUGAACAGGAACUUUGCCACCGUCACUGCAGGGGCUCAGCAGCAGGCAGGAGUAGUGGCUUUUCCUCCUGCCGUGCCUCCUCGGCCACUGGCUACACAGACGUCAGUGCCACAUGGGCACCGUUCGGUAGAUGGAGAUGGUCUUCCAGCACAUUCCAGCACUUCUCCCCAGCAGAUACCAGAACAGCCCAAUUUUGCAGAUUUCAGCCAGUUUCAGGUGUUCGCUGUGGACCAGCCUGCAGAUGAAGGGGAUAAACAGCGGGACAAACAGCAGGACAGUGGACAGGUAGAGAAAUGUGCAGACGCUGCUGCAGCUGUGAGAUCAGUGAAGAAUGAAACUCAGCCGGAGGAGCGACCUGCGGCCACUGUGAACUCUGCCAAAGGAUCCACUCCAUUGGCCCCUCCUCCUAAACCUGUCCGCCGAAGGCUGAAGUCAGAAGAUGAGCUCAGACCCGAACUGGACGAGCACCCUCAGAAGUCCGGCAUCGUUGCCACUGUCCUCGCCACGCAGCCUUCUAUACCACGGUCUGUUGGGAAGGAUAAAAAGGCAAUCCAAGCUUCCAUUAGAAGAAACAAAGAGACAAACACGGUUCUAGCUAGACUCAACAGUGAAUUACAGCAGCAGUUAAAGGAUUUGCUGGAGGAGAGAAUAUCGUUGGAAGUUCAACUGGAGCAGCUGAGACCUUUUUCCCAUUUGUAAGCGCGUGAAGGAAGAGCCGUGAAGAGCGACAGGAAAGGUCCGACAGAUCCUCCGGGAGGACGCUGAUGUCAGCCCUCUUCCUGUUCCUCAUCUGGCUGCCUGAGGAAAGACUUUACUGCUUCCUCCAUAAUGCUCUCCCACACCCCAUCCUGCUCUGAUAGAGAGGCUGUCCUCACAGCCAGGGGUAGGAAUAUAUAACAUUUUGGCACUUUGACGAUACAGAGUGUGAGUUACAUGUAAAUGUCAGUCCUCUGCUUGUGCAGCACUCGGUUAGCACUGCUAUUAUGGGGAGUGUAUGUUCUUGAAUCACGCUGAGGAUGAUGGGGAGGUGAUGAUUCUUCAGCGGUUCUGGCUUGAUAAUCAUGUGAGUGCAGGGGAGGACUGAUAUUCUUUCUUUUUUUUUGGGAGGGAGCUCAUGCUCUGAUCAGAAGUACGUUCACGAAUGACUGCUAGGCACUCGUUCAUGUUUCUUGUAAGCUCCCUAACAUGCCAUUGGCCUACACCAAUAUUCGUGUUUGUGUGCGCACGUGUGUGUGAGUGAUGGUUAUAAAUAUAUGGCAUAAUACAGAGUUUCUCAGCUCCGGUCCUGAAGAUCACUUCUCUGCACAUCCAUCAUACCUGAUCAGUGCUUGAUGAUGUGUGUUAGCACACGGUAAAGUGUCACCAGGAGUAGACUUGAGACACACUGGCAUAAUGCAUCACAGACCGCUCCGUUUUCUUCUUUUAACAUCUGUGGUAUAACAAUGUUUUUGUACCUUGUACAGUCAUUGACCCUGUAUUACAGAUCUUUUCUUUCAUGACUCCCGCACUCAUGACUCCCGCACUCAUUUCCUGUAUGGCACAGAACCUGCGUGAGUCGUGCUUCAGAGUCAUGUUUUCCUGUUCCAUCAGUUUAAAAAACAAAACAAAAAAACGAGACCUGAAACUGCACUUUCUUCCCCUUGGCUUUCCUUUGUUUGUCCGUAUUUUACUCCGUAAACCCCUUUUUGCAUGUCGUUCUUGUUCUUAUUUGAUCUAAAACGGCUCUUAAAAUUCGAACCACUUGAUUUGUACGUCUAUUAUCUUAACUAGUACUAGAGGAGUUUUACAUUCUUACUCAAACUUAAUGUCUUAAAUGUUUGGUUAGUUUGUUAGUUUUUCUGUUUGUCUUUUUUCCCCCCUUCUUGGCCCCUGAAGCCUUACUCCUUUCGUUCAGGUUUUUACACUAAUCCCCCCCUUCCCCAUGUUGAGUCACGGUGAGCCUUUUCCCCCCUGCUGUUCAGGUCGAUGUACUGUAUAAGAGGUUUCUUGUAUAUUGUAUGAUAUACCUUUUGAUCUCAUAUGUAAAUUUGCAUUAAUUGCUAACUAAUAGCAAAUAUUCUAUUUAAUUGCUUAUAUUAUGGCUGUGGGAUCAUAGAUGUUUAACUGCAUGGAUGUAUCUCUGCAGAAUAAACUAGCAGCUGUGUGAUUUUUACACAAAAUAAAAAUGGCACAAUAUUUUAAUAACU